AUGAAAUUGGGUAUGGAAGACAUGCAAACUCUGCUAGCACAGAUCGAGUGUUGCCUUAACUCGAGACCGUUAGUACCUCUCAGCGAUGAUCCCACCGACUUCGAGCCCCUCAGUCCAGGACAUCUCCUCACUGGAUUGUCUCUGAAGGCCGUUCCAGAUACUGAUGUCACCACCAUUCCAUUCAAUCGCCUGAGACACUUCCAACAGCUUCAGAAACUACUGCAACAAUUUUGGCAGCGAUGGCAUAUCGAGUAUCUCUGCACUCUUCAAAGUCGCUCCAAAUGGAUAAAUCCUCCAGUACACAUCCAAACGGGCCAGCUUGUGCUUCUGAAGGAGGACAACGUAGCACCUAUCCAGUGGCCUACUGCUCGGAUCGUCGAUUUGCAUCCAGGGAAGGACGGCAUUACUCGCGUCGUCACAUUGAAAACACCAACAGGACAGUAUACUCGACCGGUUUCGAAAAUCGCCAUUCUGCCAAUUCCUCCUUCUGAUAUCCAGCGAACAACAUCAAAUGAAGCAGAAAUCCAUCCACAAACGUUUCCAACGAAGAGCACCUGA
Molecule: messenger RNA, 558 nt
Organism: Ochlerotatus camptorhynchus
Lineage: Eukaryota; Metazoa; Arthropoda; Insecta; Diptera; Culicidae
Exons: 1
Coding region: 1-558 (185 amino acids)
Source: RefSeq, a predicted model, not a curated record